UCACUCCACACGCAAAACGAGGCUCACCCUCAGUGUAUCAACUGUGCCAGAUUCCCCUCGCUCCUCUCUCUCUCCUCUUUUUCUCUGUCUCUGUUUUUCUUCAUUUCGGUUUUGCUCUCCUCGUCCUGCUAAAUGGUUCAGUCCCUACAAAAAGUGGACUGAUUCGCAGAGAGAUUAUAUAGAUUGAUGUUUCUGUUAAUGGGGGGUAUGAUUUCAUGACUCCUCACUCAAGUACUCUUCUCUGCUCACCUCUUUCGCUUUGCCUCUUCUGCGAAAGCACACAACUUGCUUCUUAAAUCCAACGUUUUCUUGUCAUUCCCAUCUGGGUCUCCUCUUGAUCCUCUCUGUACAAAGAUUUUUCCUUCUGGGUUUUUAUUUUCUCGGAAAACCCAACUCAUCUAGAAAAAAAGUUCCUCUGUUUCUCACUCUGUUUUUCACUGUUUUAGUUAGGGUUUGAAGAAAGAGGAGGCUUUUGUUGUUUCUCUUUUUCCAUUUGCUUUUCUCGUUUUCCCCUCAUUUUUCUCUGUGUGUGUUUGGAUGCUUGGAAAAGGGGCUGUUCAGUUUGUUGAAUUUUAACCGCAACUGAAAAAUGGGUGCUGCGAGUUCAAAAACCGAAAAAACUGAAGCUCUGCGACUUUGCAAAGCAAGGAAGAGAUUCAUCAAACAAGCGAUUGAUUCGAGGUAUGCUUUUGCGGCUGCUCAUGUUUCUUACAUUCAAUCUCUUCGUGACAUUGGCAUUGCUCUUCGGCGAUUCGCCGAGGCCGAAGUGUUGGUAGAGUCAUCUCUGUCCACUUCGGCCACUGAAAUUGACAAAACCCCCUCACAUUCUUCCUAUCCAUCUCCAUCUCCCUCACAUAUCGCCGAUGUUUCGGACUCCCCAUUGCCCAACGAAAGCCCCCUUUCGCCCCCAUUGUCUAGGUUGAGUUAUAUGAGAUCAGGUGGGACUAGUGCUGUGACUUUCAGGGUUAGCCCAUCUAGAAAUAAUGGCUAUGUUCAUGAUGGUGAAUCUGUGACAUUUACAAUGCCGCCUCCGCCGCCACCACCUCCUGGGUCUGGCUCUUCUUGGGAUUUCUUUGACCCAACUGAUGAUUUUGAGAGCUUUAGAUUUGUUGGACAGAAUGGGUUGAAUGAGAAUUUUGAUAAUUUGGGAGGAGGAGGGUAUAGACAAUUCAGUGGGAGAGAAACUGAUUUAGAUAGUGAAUGUCAUGAAGGACCACCCAUGACCCCUGAAUCACAACGAAAGGGUUAUCGAGUUACUAGUAAUUCAGUGACUCCGGGUAACAGAAGUAAUCGAUCUUUGAUGUUGAAUGCUAAUUCAGUAAAAUCUGAAGGAAUCGAAAGUUCUAUACAACAUGCAAUUGAUAGUGAUGUGAAAAAGCUUGAUUAUGAACAAAAUAUGAAGGGGGUGCCUGGAACAUUGAUGGUGAAGGCUGCAAUAGAACCAUCUAGUUCAAAGAGGGAUAAUUCUGUUGUGAAGAAAGAUAUAGGUGCGGAAAGAGAGGAUCCUUCAGAGUUCAUCACCCAUAGAGCUAAAGAUUUUCUUUCUAGCAUAAAGGACAUUGAGCAUCGUUUCUUUAGAGCAUCUGAAUCUGGCAAGGAGGUCUCUCGUAUGCUUGAAGCUAACAAAAUUCGGGUUGGAUAUUCUGAGGCAAACGUUCACCUUGUAGGGGGGUCAUCAGCAUCAGACAUUUUGGCAGCUCUACGAUUGGCUUGUUGCCGAGGGAAGACUGCACUUGUUUCUCAUGAUCCUUCAGAACAUGGGACAAAGGUUAUUACUUGGAAGCGCGCAACAUCCUCAAGGUCAUCUUCUUCGAGGAAUCCUCUUACCUCAGCAUCAAAAGAUGACAAUGAUGAUAGUGGAAGUGAUUUUGUUGAAGAGUUCUGCAUGAUUGCAGGAAGCCACUCCUCUACUCUGGAUAGACUGUAUGCAUGGGAAAGGAAACUGUAUGAUGAAGUGAAGGCCAGUGAGUCUAUCAGGAAGGAGUAUGAUCAGAAGUGUGACCAACUCAGGUGCCAAUUUGCAAAAGAUCAUAGUGCGCAAGUAAUUGAUAAAACUCGGGCAGUGGUGAAAGACCUGCAUUCACGAAUUAGAGUAGCCCUUCAUUCUGUUGAUUCAAUAUCAAAGCGGAUUGAGAAAAUGAGGGACGAUGAGCUGCAGCCACAACUUGUAGAACUGAUUCAGGGAUUGAUUAGGAUGUGGAAGACCAUGCUAGAAUGCCAUCAUGCACAGUACAUCACUAUUUCAUUAGCAUACCAAACGAAAAGCUCAACUGGCACUCCUCAAGGAGAUACACAAAGGCAGAUUAUGAUUCAGCUUGAGGAUGAGAUUGAAUGCUUUGGUCUGAGCUUUGCCAACUGGAUCAAUAGCCAUACAACAUAUGUGGAAGCUCUCAAUGGAUGGUUGCAGAAUUGCAUCUUGCAACCCCGGGAGCGGUCCAAGAGCAGGAAGCCAUUCUCUCCUCGUCGAGUUGUGGCCCCACCUAUAUUUGUUCUCUUUCGCGAUUGGUCAGCUGGGAUUAAAGGCUUGCCGUCUGAAGAACUUAGUGAUUCCAUCAAAGCCUUUCUUUGUGAUCUGCGCAAUUCAAUCAGGCAACAAGCUGAGAAACUGCAGGAGGAACAAAAAAAGCUUGAUUCGAACAACAAUGGAGAACCAGAAUGCAAGAAUGACGAGAAGAAUGAUGAUAGGUCCUCAAACUUAAGCUGCGUAAAUACGAGUCUGGCGAAGGUUCUUGAACAGCUGACCAGGUUCUCUGAGGCUUCUCUGAAAAUGUACGAAGAUAUUCGACAGAAAAGUGAAACUGCUCGAACUACAUAUUCGAACUACGAGCCACCCAGAUUCCAAGGGUCAUCAUCAUCUAGUUAACAGAUAUGAGUGUUUUUUAGGGUUUUGGUUGGAAAUAGAUAUUUGUAAAAUUGGAAGUUGUUGCAGAGGUGACUUUGAGAAGAAAUAGGUUUGAAUUGGCAGUGGAGAAAAUUCAGUAUUUAUAGUUUUUUCAAAUGAGUGGGGGAAUUGGUAGUGGAGCAAAUCCAGUUUUUUUAGUUAUCUCUUCCCAAAUAAAUAUGGAAAAGUGGUAGCUGUAUGUUAUGUUUGAAUUUAUUGCCUCUCUCUGUGCAUGGUGCUGGUACUACUGGUAGUUACUGGUAAAGGCCUAUAAUGGCACAAACGCUGAAGAUGGAGACAGUGCCGGUGAAUCAUAUCAAUCUCCUACCUACCAUCAUUUAUACCCAUGGCUUUCCAUUAGUGGAAUUUUUUUUUCCUUCAUAAA
This is a messenger RNA of Camellia sinensis, 3266 nucleotides long. RefSeq names its product bZIP transcription factor, putative (DUF630 and DUF632). Lineage: Eukaryota; Viridiplantae; Streptophyta; Magnoliopsida; Ericales; Theaceae. The record is from RefSeq and is a predicted model, not a curated record.